Messenger RNA from Tauraco erythrolophus (red-crested turaco), 196 nucleotides. The record is from RefSeq and is a predicted model, not a curated record. Lineage: Eukaryota; Metazoa; Chordata; Aves; Musophagiformes; Musophagidae.
CUCAGUCGUGUCUGUUGGGUUUACAGUGCAGGUAACCUGGCUGGCCUACGACAUGGUGGUCACACGUACCAACCCCGACCUCGCCAGCUCCAUGAGGCGCCUGGAAGGUGCCUUCCUGAGCUGCAAGGAAGAGGUGCAGAUGGAAUGGCAAGAGGCACUAGCUGAACCAAGAGGUGAAGAGCAAAAGAAGGAAUAA